AGCAACAAGCAUACCUUCUUCGUUCCUAAUUCCUACAUCCUACCUCUUCACCGGAGUCAGGUACCCGAUACCAACAUUACCGGAAAGUCCUCACUCCGGCGAUCGCCGAUCAGAUCCCUAUGUACGAAGCAGUUUGAGUGUCAAGCCCCAGAACACGAGGAUGCUAGCAUUGCAAUAAUCAGAUCUGAAAUGAACUCAAAUUCUCUCUAGUAUUGUCAGUUUAUUGGAUUUUUAUCUGCGACGAUUAAUGGCGACGAGGAAUAGGACGAUUCUGUACAAGAAGUACAGAGAUGCAUUGAAGAGCGUGCGAGUUCCUGCUGGAUCGUCGCAAUCCAGCUCCAGCGGCCGCGGUCCAGUGAUUGAAUUAUCCACGACUUCAUUGCUUAAUCCGAAUCGAUCUUACGCUCCUCUCAGCACAGAAGAUCCUGGGACUUCCAGUAGUGGCCUGGUUACGGUAGGUCUACCACCUGCGUGGGUGGAUGUAUCUGAAGAAAUAGCAGCUAAUGUGCAACAAGUGAGAACAAAAAUGGCCGAGCUUGCAAAGGCUCAUGCGAAGGCUUUAAUGCCAUCAUUUGGAGAUGGUAAAGAGGAUCAGCGUCGGAUUGAGGGUCUUACUCAUCAAAUAACUGAUCUGUUGAAGACAUCAGAAAAAAGGUUACACAGAUUAUCUAAAGCAGGGCCCUCCGAGGACUCUAAUGUUCGAAAAAAUGUGCAGCGUUCUCUCGCGACAGAUCUUCAAAACCUUUCAAUGGAAUUUCGGAAAAAACAGUCGACUUAUUUGAAACAACUACGCCAACAAAAAGAGUCUCCAGACGGUGUUGACCUGGAAAUGAACUUAAAUGAAAGUCACUCUACAAGGGGGAGUGAUGAUUUGGAUGAAUAUGGAUUUAAUGAGCAUCAAAUGUCAAAAUUAAAGAAAAGCGAGGCAUUCACAGCAGAGAGGGAAAGAGAAAUACAGCAGGUUGUCGAAUCAGUGAAUGAACUUGCGCAAAUUAUGAAGGACUUGUCAGUUCUGGUGAUUGACCAGGGUUCUAUCGUGGAUAGGAUAGAUCAUAACGUUCAAAAUGUUGCUGCGACAGUUGAGGACGGUCUCAAACAGUUGCAAAAGGCCGAGAGAACACAGAAGAAGGGCGGGAUGGUCAUGUGUGCCACGGUGCUAGUCAUCAUGUGCUUUGUAAUGCUAGUUCUUUUAAUUUUGAAGACAAUACUUUUCUGAUCUUUCAAAAAUCAUCUUUUCCUAUUCUUACUCCCUCCAUCCCUUUGCAUCAUCUUGUACCACACCACAGAAUUUCCCUACUUAACGUCGGGCCAAUAGAAAAACUUGGAACCUUUUGAGCUGCUUCUGUUUUUUUACAUUUGCCCCCUUCAAAUCAGUUAUUUACCCCCCCACCCCGCUCUCUCGCUUGGGGUGGGGUGGGGGGAGGGGAGAUCUUGUGCUAAUGAGGUAAUUGAUACAGCUCAAGGUGCCGUUUGUAUAGAGCAAUUGUAAUUUGUUGGUGAAUAAUUUGGAAGAUAAAAAAAAUCUAUUCUACUCCCUCCGUUCCGGAGUAUUCGUCCAGUUUUGACUUUUGGAAUUGUUCAUCUAAGCACUUUGACUCAUCAAAUUCUCUCAAUGUGUAAGCCUAAAUAUAGUCAUGUGUGAUCUUGUUUGAUUUGUCUUAACAUAUAGAUUAUUAAUAUAUAAUUUCUAUAAUUUUUUAAUAUACAAAUUACAAGAUAAAAUGGAUUAAAGAAGUGUAUUGGAU
Messenger RNA from Cuscuta campestris, 1745 nucleotides. Lineage: Eukaryota; Viridiplantae; Streptophyta; Magnoliopsida; Solanales; Convolvulaceae. The record is from the annotation of a GenBank genome assembly.